AUGUCGCCCUCGCCCUCUUCUUUGACUUCCAGCGGCCCGGCGCCCCCUUCACCGUUGACGGUCCUCCUUCUCGGCGUCGUCUUUGGCAUCCUACUGCAUGGCUCGACGCUGCACCAAGCCUACAAGUAUGCGCGCUCAUUCCCUCGAGACUCUCCUUUCAUCAAGAUGCUGGUCUUCGCGAUGGUCCUUCUCGAAACCGUGCACACUGCGUUCACGAUGCACCUUGUUUAUUUCUAUCUCGUCCUGAAUUAUGGCAACGUAGCGGCGCUGGCGACCGGAAGUGUGUCUCUGAACGUGCUGCCCGCGAUUGCGGGAGCGAUUGUGUUGACGUCUCAGCUCAUCCUCGCCCGCCGCGUCGCUAUGCUCGGCCGGGUGCAGCGGAUCGUGGUGUACAUCGCCAUCGUCCUCUGUGUGGCUGAGUCAGCGCUCGCCAUCCUGGGCACGAUCGUCGCGUUCCUCUUCGACAACAGGACCAUCGUCACUAGCGUGACCGGGAUCGGCCUCGUCCUCGCCGCCAUCGCGGAGCUGAUGAUGUCCACGACGAUGGUGCUCGCGUUCAGACACGCCCGCGCGGGCGGGACACGGACCGAGCACGAGUCGCCGAUCGACUGGUGGGAGGUGUACAUCGUGAACACAGGCGUCCUGACAUGCCUCUUCAACGUGCUCACCGUUCUUCUGGCGGUUUCGGAUCCCCACGGCCUCGGGUUCAUCGCGCUGAGCAUAGUCGGCACCCGACGCAACGUGCUCAGCGUGCUCAACGGACGGCAGAUCAAGCUCGCCGGCAUGGAGAUCUUCGUGGACCCGUCCAGGCCCGUGUUCCUCGCCCACGCCCAACGAGACGCGAAGAACGAGCUCUGGAACGUGCCCAAGGCACCCGGCCCCGCGUCCGAGGGCGUCGAAGUGAAGAUCGUGACCGAGACGGAGGACGACGGUGGGUACACGACGGGCAGGAAAGCGGGGUCGCUCGCCUGA
Molecule: messenger RNA, 972 nt
Organism: Epithele typhae
Lineage: Eukaryota; Fungi; Basidiomycota; Agaricomycetes; Polyporales; Epitheliaceae
Exons: 22
Coding region: 1-972 (323 amino acids)
Source: RefSeq, a predicted model, not a curated record